Molecule: messenger RNA, 843 nt
Organism: Cladocopium goreaui
Lineage: Eukaryota; Dinophyceae; Suessiales; Symbiodiniaceae
Source: the annotation of a GenBank genome assembly
AUGGCUGGUGAAGGUGGCACGUUGGACGUGGCCCAGCUGAUACAAGCAGCUACAGACGCUGCUCGUGCUGCUGCUGAUGCGGCUGCAGCCCUUAGAGAUGUUCAGGCUAGUCGUGGAACUGGUUUGAGUGGAAAGGGGUUUAGUGAAGCCUCAAAAGUCAUUAGACAACCUGACCCGUUUGGUUCUGAAAACCACGAAGAAGAUCUUAGCAAGUGGCAAGACUUCACAGUGAACUUCAAAGCUUGGUUGUUCUAUGGUGAUAGUGGUUUUGAAAGUGACCUUCAUAGAGUCGAGACCAACUAUGCCUCAACUCCAAUAGAGUUUCCUAGAUCCGAGCCCAAUGACGUUCAAGAAAGAUGCAAGCAGCUUUUCAACAUCCUUACGGGGAUACUUCGUGGCAAGCCGUUGCGGCUACUGCGCCAAACUUCUGAGAGAAAUGGUUUCGAGGUUUGGAGAAAGUUGGCGCAACUCUUUUCACCAAAGACCAAAAGCAGGUCGAUUUCUUUGCUUGCUGCGUUGAUGAAUAUUCCAACCUUCAGCCUGAAGGACAAAACCCUGAUGGACCAGAUCUUAGGCCUUGAACGCUUGAGAACUGAGUAUAUGAGAUCUUCUGGAACUGAUGUGGCUGAUGACCUGAUGUUGAGCAUCCUGGUCAAGUCGUUGCCAAAGGCAUUGCAGACCCACAUUCAGCUGCAGAUGACAGAGCACUCAACGUAUGCCCAGGUCAGGGAACUUGUCCUCAGCUACGAGUCAGUGACGACUACAUGGCCCAACGUGGAGCCACCAGAUGAGUUGCCAGCGGCUGCAGAAGAAGCUGAGUUACCAGUUGCAGAGAGACCAGAU